ACCACCAAUGCAAUGUAUUCAUGACUAGAGUGCACACAAAAACAAACAAGAUGGCCACUGAUAGUGUAGCGCUACUCAUACGUGGCGUUGGAGCCCUGCCAACCCCAGUGAACGACUCCGGUCUGGUGUUGGAAGAGCAGACCCUUCUUCCAGGCGGAGCUGAAUCUGAUGGCUGAGACGCGGUUAACAGCGCUACACCGCUGACUGGUCGGCAGAAGGACCAGCCAUGUCCAAGAGCGCCGAGCCCCAGACGCACAGCGUACCCAGCAGGCAGCGAUGUCCACAGGCCAAAGGGCUGGAGAGCAUCGAGCCUCUGGUGCGUUCUGCGGAGGAAACCCCUGAUCCCAUCCCCACCACCAUCACAGGAACCAUUCCAUCCUGGAUCAAUGGGAGCUUCCUGAGGAAUGGUCCUGGAAAGUUUGAAUUUGGGAAUGACAGAUACACCCACUGGUUUGACGGCAUGGCCAUGAUGCACCGGUUCCACAUCUGUGACGGCAACGUCACCUACAACAGCCGAUUCCUGCGAAGUGACUCAUACGUCAGCAAUUCAGAGAAGAACCGCAUCGUGGUGUCAGAGUUUGGGACAUUAGCCAUGCCUGACCCCUGCAAGAACAUCUUCGCGCGCUUCUUUUCACGCUUUCAGGUUCCAAAGACCACAGAUAACGCCAGUGUGAACUUUGUCAAGUACAAGGGGGACUAUUAUGUCAGCACCGAAACCAACUACAUGAGACGAGUGGAUCCACAGAGCCUGGAGACGAAGGAGAAGGUGGACUGGAGUCAAUACAUUGCUGUCAACUCGGCUACAGCUCACCCACACUAUGACCGUGAAGGAGCCACGUACAACAUGGGCAACUCAUACGGGAGAAACGGUUUCUUCUACAACAUCAUUCGUGUGCCUCCUCCUGGGGAGAAAGCAACGGAGGACUCCGCAGACCUGGAUGGGGCCGAAGUCCUCUGCUCCAUCCGCGCAGCUGAACCCAGGAAGCCUUCCUAUUUUCACAGCUUUGUCAUGUCGGAGAACUACAUCGUGUUCAUCGAGCAGCCGAUCAAGCUGGACCUGCUCAAGUUCAUGCUGUACAGAAUCCAGGGAAAGAGCUUUCAUAAAGUCAUGACCUGGGAUCCUCAGUGUGCAACCAUCUUCCACUUGGUCGACCGCCACACUGGCAAGGAGAGUGAGGUGAAGUACUGUGCAGCGCCCAUGUUCACAAUGCAUCAGAUCAAUGCUUUUGAAGAGGACGGGUUUUUGGUUAUGGACAUGUGCUGUGGGGACGAUGGUGAGGUCAUUGGAGAAUUCACAUUGGAGAAUCUCCGCAGAGGCCCGGGAGAGGAAAUGGACAAGUUUUACAACUCGUUGUGCAGAAACCUCCCAAGGAGAUAUGUCCUGCCCCUGACUGUGGACCAACAAACUCCUUUGGACCAAAACCUUGUCACUCUGCAUAAAUAUACAGCCACAGCAAAGAAGACCAAACCGAGAGAGGUUUUCAUGACCCACGAGGAACUUCACGACGACGAGCUUCUACAAUACGGCGGCCUUGAGUUCCCUCAGAUCAACUACGACCAGUACAAUGGCAGACCGUACCGCUACUUCUACUCGUGUGGCUUUGGACACGUCUUCGCUGACUCCCUGCUCAAAAUGGAUGUCCACACCAAGGAACUUAAGGUGUGGCGUUAUCCCGGCUUGUACCCGUCUGAGCCUGUCUUUGUUGCGUCGCCCAAAGCUACCGAGGAAGAUGAUGGAGUGGUCUUGUCAGUUAUCAUCACACCCAGAGAAGAGAAAAGUACUUUCCUACUGGUCCUGGAUGCCAAGACCUUCACUGAGCUGGGAAGAGCGGAGGUCCCGGUCACCAUCCCGUUCGGGACCCACGGCGUGUUUAACGAGAUGGGCUAGCGGCAGACCCGGUUUGCAGCUCUGCAGAUAAUUAAUGAAAUUGAACCAGCAACCAGCCACUUUACCCACAGUGUAGAAUAUCUCUGUUGAUGUCAUUGCCUGUAAAAAACUGAAAGAAAUAAGAGCUGGGGAAAAACUGCA
Etheostoma spectabile (orangethroat darter) is the source of this 2029-nucleotide messenger RNA. RefSeq names its product beta-carotene 15, 15-dioxygenase 2, like (gene bco2l). The record is from RefSeq and is a predicted model, not a curated record. Gene Ontology annotation, molecular function: carotenoid dioxygenase activity; beta-carotene 15,15'-dioxygenase activity. The transcript is spliced from 13 exons. Gene Ontology annotation, biological process: carotene catabolic process; retinal metabolic process. Bases 227 to 1888 code for a protein of 553 amino acids. Gene Ontology annotation, cellular component: mitochondrion. Lineage: Eukaryota; Metazoa; Chordata; Actinopteri; Perciformes; Percidae.